Molecule: messenger RNA, 2313 nt
Organism: Sorex araneus (European shrew)
Lineage: Eukaryota; Metazoa; Chordata; Mammalia; Eulipotyphla; Soricidae
Gene: BORCS6
Product: BLOC-1 related complex subunit 6
Exons: 1
Coding region: 587-1648 (353 amino acids)
Biological process (GO): lysosome localization
Cellular component (GO): BORC complex
Source: RefSeq, a predicted model, not a curated record
GGUACUCCCGCCAGCGCGCUCUCAGCUUCUUGAAACGGGAGGGAGGCACGCAAGCGCUCCCCGGCCCGUGUGUUACUGCCAAGCUCAAGUGUUGCUGCCGGGUACAUGGUACCAGAGCACAUGCCAGAGCGCAUCUCCUCUCUUGAGAUGUGUGCUUUCAUACUUUCCACCUUUAACGCUGGGAUGGUCACCGGCUCGCUCUACUUUGGAGAAGCCGUGUUCUCUUCAGAGCACGUACUUCACCUUACCUCUCUCCUUACCUUCUUUCACUUCCCAACAAAAGGAAGGAAGGGAGGAAGGGAAGGAAGGAAGGAAAGGAAGAAGGAGGGAGGGAGGAGGGAAGGCCAGACAGGGAGGUGAGCACAGCUGUCACCUCCUUCACUCCCACGGCGCUCACGUGGAUCCGGCAGCUCAGUAACUGCUCUACUUCCGGAACUCGCUGGUCAUCGCGACCAAUCAGAGUAUCUUUCCUGUCCGUCCCAUUGUCAGCCUCUUCCUAUCGGAGCGCCUCUGCCAACGCCCCUUAAAGGCGCCCGGUCCCGAGCCGGGGCAAACCGAUUCCUUGGGUCCUGCCCGGAAUUGCAGUAUGGAGUCGUCCCGGGGGCGGCCUGAGCCCGAGGCAGAACUUCAGGGUCCGGGCAGACAGCAAGCCGCGGUGUUCGGUGACGAGCCAGGGCGGUCGCCCUCUGAGCCGCCCUCGGGUCCCUGGGUAAGCCGGGAGGAAGAAGGCGUGAACGUGGGUGGCUCGGGCCGCCACCCCCGAGUGUCCCCGAAGACUUCGAGCGGCGGCGGCGUCCGCCGGGCGGAACUGGAGGCUCGGGAGGACCAACCCGACCCCCGAGGAGAGUCGUCUGGGAUGGGGAGCCGCCGGGUGGCGCUGGCUUCUGAGCGGGACCCGGACGGCUCGCCCCAUCCGGAAGGGACCGAGCCUCCCGAGGACAGACCUGCGUCCGAGAGGGUCGGCCGUGGCGGGAGCCCGGGAGGCGGGGGGCUGGGCUCCGAGCAGGACGAAGAGGACGAGGCGGCAGCGGCGGCUGGCAGGGCCGGCCGAGCCUUCUCCAGCCGCCUCCAGGACAGCCGCAGCCUGGACGGGCUGAGCGGGGCGUGUGGCGUCGCCGGGUCCGCGGCGGGGGUCGAGUCCGGCCCCGGCGGCGGGCGUCGUGCCACCAUCUCUAGCCCCUUGGAGCUCGAAGGUACUGUGAGCCGCCAGGGCGACCUCACGCACUUUGUGGCUAACAACCUGCAACUCAAGAUCCGUCUGAGCGGUGCCUCUCAGCCUCCUCUCCCUGUCCCCGCACGGCCGUGUUCAGCUCCUGGCCUCACCCCGGCCAUCCCCCCCAUAGACCCGGACGUGCUGCGGGACCUGGAGCGGCUGAGUCGGGAGCUGGGCGGCCGGGUGGACCGUCUGCUCCGCGGGCUGGGUGGCGCGGUGCAGGAGCUGACAGCGCUGAGCGUGGGCUGCAUCCAGACCUACCGUGACGCGGUGGACUCCCUAGGCGAAGCCGUGGACAUGAGCAUCAAGGGCAUGUACACGCUGCUGGCGCGGUGCGAGGAACUGGAGAGGGCCCUGCAGCCGGUUCAGGGGCUGGCGCGUCAAAUUCGGGAUAUCAGGCGCACCCUGGAGGUGUUGGAAGCCCUGUGCAAGUGACUCAAAGGGCCGGAGACACCUGCUACACACACACAUACACACACACAGAGGAACUCUGCCAGGAACUGCCUGUUGCGGAAAGACCUAUAAGACUCUUGCAAAUGCGUUAAAUAGGCUCGUGCCCCUUCCUGGGGCUUGUGCAAGUUUAUGUGAAGAUGUUCUAAGGACUCUCCUAAUGAGAGGGGAUGAUGCCCUGCUUCUGUUCAGUUGACCCUCUGUAGCUACCUUAUGCUCCCCAGCUCAUUACUAGCCAGAGCACCAUCCUGGGAACCCAGGGUUUUAGGUCUUGGCCUGGGAUACGAUUUCCGUAAAGUGGAUGAGAGAACAGAGGAGGUCCCAACCCUUAAUGUGACACCCGAUUGCUAUGGCCAUAUCUCAGGUGCCAAGGGCUGUGGGGACUUGAGAGGACCCUGGCCAUACACCAUGCAGAUAAAGUUGCACACUGCAGAUGGAUAACUUCCUGCUUCUACCCUCUGGUCCCUUGCCAUGCUAGUUUCUCCAUCCCAGUAGGGGUGGAUAGGAGAAAUGCAUUCCCUGGUGAAGGGAUCUCACUGUUCUCAGGGUUCAGGUAGAAUUUUUGCUGGUUUUGAAGCCCACCUACUGUGGAGUGUUCUAAUCAGUAUUGGCUUUCUAAGUUUUUGUGGAAUUAAAGUGCUGCUACUCCG